Messenger RNA from Schizosaccharomyces osmophilus, 1794 nucleotides. It is a transcript of the gene lcb2, whose product is annotated as serine palmitoyltransferase Lcb2. The transcript has a single exon. Gene Ontology annotation, molecular function: pyridoxal phosphate binding; serine C-palmitoyltransferase activity. The coding region runs from base 1 to 1794 and encodes 597 amino acids. Gene Ontology annotation, cellular component: serine palmitoyltransferase complex. The record is from RefSeq and is a predicted model, not a curated record. Gene Ontology annotation, biological process: sphingosine biosynthetic process; ceramide biosynthetic process. Lineage: Eukaryota; Fungi; Ascomycota; Schizosaccharomycetes; Schizosaccharomycetales; Schizosaccharomycetaceae.
AUGGUUCAAGUUGAAGCCUCCUUAUCUGGAUCUGUUGGGCAAGAAGUUCCCAUACCCAAGAACGCAACAGCUGAGACAGAGCCAAAGAAAAUUAAGCAACCUGAUAUGGACGAGGAGUAUGCUGCUGCAGAAAAACUAAAUAAGGAACUUGUUAACACAGAAUUUGCUCCCAUUACGGAGCCCAGUCACCGUCGUGUGUCAAAAAAUACCGCCGGUGGAAUGUUGUUCCAAUUUGAGGAUGAACCUUCUUAUUACUACGUAGUCACAACCUACAUCUCUUAUUUAGUUCUUAUUAUAAUUGGUCACGUUCGAGACUUUUUUGGUAAGCGAUUUCAUAAAGAUGAUUACAAGUAUUUGAAGGAUAGCGAUGGUUAUGCGCCCCUGUAUAAUCAUUUUGAUAAUUUUUAUGUUCGACGACUCAAGUUCCGUAUCAAUGACUGCUUCAGUCGACCUACUAUGGGUGUUCCCGGUCGUAUGAUUAAACUGAUGAAUCGUUAUUCCACUGAUCAUAAUACUACCUUCAAACUUACGGGAGAUACGUCAAUGACUUUAAACGUGUCCUCUUAUAAUUAUCUCGGAUUUGCCCAGAGCCAUGGACCUUGUGCUGAGGCCGUUGAAAAGGCUAUUCGUAAGCAUGGACUCUCUACUUGUAGUGCCAGUACAACUUGUGGCAAUUAUGGAAUUCACUUGGAAGUCGAAGAUUUGGCUGCCAAGUUUGUAGGUAAACCUGCAUCCCUUAUCUUUUCUCAAGGAUUUGGAACUAAUUCUACCGUCUUUUCUGCUCUUAUGGGACCUGGUUCCCUUAUCAUUUCAGAUGAAUUGAACCAUAGUUCAAUUCGUUUCGGUUCUCGUCAGUCUGGUGCAAAUAUCCGCGUUUUUAAGCAUAAUAAUAUGGUCGAUUUAGAACGCGUUUUGCGUGAGGUUAUUUCCCAAGGUCAGCCACGUACCCACCGUCCCUAUACAAAGAUUUUAGUUGUCAUUGAAGGUUUGUAUUCUAUGGAAGGUAAUUUCGCUGAUUUGCCACGCAUCAUGGAGUUGAAGAAACGUUACAAAUUUUAUUUGUUUAUUGAUGAAGCUCACUCUAUUGGUGCAAUUGGUCCUCAUGGUGGUGGCAUUUGCGAUUACUUUGGUAUUCCAACUACUGACGUGGAUAUUCUGAUGGGUACCUUUACCAAGUCUUUUGGAGCUGCUGGUGGCUAUGUCGCAUCUUCUGUGGAAAUUGUGAAUAAGCUUCGCGUGACCAACCCAGGAUACGUUUAUGCGGAAUCCAUGAGUCCGGCCGUUUUAGCUCAAAUUAAGAGCAGUUUCUUGGAGAUCAUGGAUCACUCUCCUAGCUCAAUUGGUUUGGAAAGAAUUGAACGUUUGGCUUUUAACAGUCGUUACAUUCGCUUGGGUUUGAAACGUUUGGGAUUUGUCAUUUACGGAAACGACGACAGUCCAGUUGUUCCUUUGCUUUUGUACAAUCCCGGUAAAAUCAAUGCAUUUUCGCACGAAAUGUUGAAGCGGGGAGUCUCCAUCGUGGUAGUUGGUUAUCCAGCAUGCCCAUUAUUAACUUCAAGAGUAAGGUUUUGCUUUUCAGCCGCUCAUAACAAGGCCGACUUGGAUUAUAUUUUGAGAGCAUGCGACGAAAUCGGAGAAAAGCUUCAGUUGAAACUGUCAUCUGGAGCUGCGGGUGAAGAUGUUGGAAAAACCAAUGUCGAUAAGAUCAAGAAAAAACAAGGUUGGUAUAGUCCUCCUCGUUGGUCGAUCGAAGAAGUUAUUUCCCAUGGUGUUGAGGAUACCUUGAAGCAAUGA